Aureobasidium uvarum is the source of this 552-nucleotide messenger RNA. NCBI's taxonomy places the organism in Eukaryota, Fungi, Ascomycota, Dothideomycetes, Dothideales, Saccotheciaceae. The record is from the annotation of a GenBank genome assembly.
AUGACUGUCCUCACCGAGUCUGAGAACCAGGAACUCCAACGAAAGAUUGAGCGACUGGCCAACGCGCUCAUCACAUCCGAUCAGCCAGACGAGUGGAAGCAGCACUUCCGCACCGAUACCGACCUCCAAGGAAUUAAGUCACUGCUUGCCCAGAAGCGUGCUCGUCUGAGCUACGCCCCCCUCCGCGAAUGGCAACAGAACGAAGCCACUUCCGCACUCGCCCAGGUUGAGACGUGCAUCCAAAAGAUGGAAGUGAACCAUACCAGUUCUUCCUACGUCUGCUCUGUUGUCAAGGACUCCGUCACCACAGUUCUGAACACCACCCUCGAAGAGGUCAGGAGAGGCGAGAUCUUCACUGGCCCAUCUGGGUCUGCUCUGCAAGCCGCUGUCGUGAUGAUCAACAAGCAGGACAUCCUCGACGCCGUCUUUCAGAGAGCCAACCUUGAUGCACUCGACUCUGAAAUCACCAUCAAGAAGCAUGUCGUUGCCGCCCUCGCAGGCUUGGUGCAGAGAGAGAUGGUGAGAUCUGUCGACAGCCUGUCCGGAUACUGA